AUGUUGGCUAUGUGGAGAAGCUUCUCCAGUACAGGGGAAGAAAGGAGAUUGAAUUCAAAGGCAGCGGGUUUGGCAAUAUCCAAGGCAAUCACUGCUGUGGAAAUCUUUAAGAUGAAGAUACCGGGAUUACGGCAACACUCCACUACAUCUCUAUUGCAGACGAAUUUGAAAGUGCCAACUCUUUCCAUUAUCCUCUCCAUAUCAACCAAUGAAGGCGGUGAUUCAAUGCAACCAUCAGUGGAGCUAUCAACACAGAUGAAUCAAGGGGAUAAAGGCAUGGUAGGAAAGAAACACCUACAAAUUAUUCUUCCUUCUAUACUCUCGACAUGGAACACAAUGCUUGCAAAGUAUGUUUCAGGACACACACCAGAGAAUUGUAAGGCGUCAACUCGUCAGGCAUCCGAGAAAAAGAAGGUGCCAAAACCCUCCAAGGAGAAGACAUCCCCAGAGCAACCGCCGGCGCCGGGCGAGGCUCGUAAAGUGGGAAAAGGAUGGGACUACACAGACUGUGGUAAAGUUCUUUGUUAUAAGGAGUCGUCACAGCCCAAUGUUAUCACUGUUUACGACAGGAACUUGGAUGAAGAGAUGCGCAGGAUAACAUCUUUAUUGGAGUCUUUCCCCCUUCGACUGCGAGGCAAAGGUGGCAAGAGGAUCAGUUCGUACUGGUCUCUAAAGGUUAAAUUUGAAGCUACACAUCUAAUUCAGUUGGGAAUAACCCUCAGCAAUCAGGAGGGCCAAUUGCCAAGGGUAACCGGUCAGUUUACCCUUUGGCAAUUCAAUUUCUCUGAUUUUCACCCUGAGGAUGCCUCUUGCUUAAGAUCAGAAUAUUCAAUUGAAGAGCUGAAAAAAUGCGGAAUGGAUUUCAAGAGAAAUGUGAGGGAGGGGAUCGAACUUUCAUGUUUUUCGAAGAUUUUCCGCAGCCUACCUAUAUGGGGAAAUCCGAACCAUCUAUGGGUGACUUUUCAUGGGGAAAACGAUUACGGUUAUUUGUUGACGCUACUGGUGGAGGGUAAUCUUCCUGACACCCCAGGGGAGUUUGUAGAUUUGGUGAACAAAUAUUGCCCAAACAAUAUAGAUGUCAGGUAUGCGAUGAAACGGUCACUCAUUGCCUAUGAUAGGUCAUUAGAGCGUUCAGUUCGUCGCUUUGGCUUUAUCUCUCUGAAUGCGAAUGUCACUCGUGGUGAUAAAAUUGGUGUCCAGGAGUUAAAUGUUGAAGCAAGGGGCUUCAGCAAGCCAGCUGAUGUAGGAAAGGGUCGCCUCUUCCGUCCAGAUUUGUAA
Oldenlandia corymbosa var. corymbosa is the source of this 1278-nucleotide messenger RNA. Lineage: Eukaryota; Viridiplantae; Streptophyta; Magnoliopsida; Gentianales; Rubiaceae. The record is from the annotation of a GenBank genome assembly.